AGAAGAACGCAUGCGCAGCUGUCGCUUGAAUCCGAUUGGUCCGUUUCAAACUCAGACCGCGGUUAUGUUGUUGUGUUAGCUCAACGUCAAUUAGCGUUAGCACACAGGAUAUUCUGUACUUUCAGGGUCUAAUGUCCCCAAAAUAACUACCAGUCGGCAGGUGCGUCUGCAGGUCGGCUUAAAGUUUCCAGCCGGACAGCUAACUAGCUUGUGAGCUAGCCUUUGCUAAGAGACGUUCGGUUAGAUGAUGGAAUCGGGCCUGAGCUACAAGGCUGACAGACGGGAACAGGUAGAGGAACAGGCUGACAGUUUGAAGAGAGGACUUUCAUCAGAUCUCAGCACUUCACCAGUCUCUCAGAUUUCCAGCACUGAGGAGAGAGAACACCUCCAGGUCUUCCUCCGCAUCCGACCCUUCACCUCAGCAGAGAGCGAUACUGGAGAGUCGCAGGGCUGUGUUACCCUUGAGCCUCCUGACACAGUUCUGCUGAAGCCUCCCAGUUUGUCUCUCUCAGCGAGGCUUAGCUCCGACAAAUCCCUUCCACAGACUGGACAGCGCUUUCAGUUCUCUCAGGUGUAUGGUCCUGAGACCACACAGAGAGAGCUCUUUCAAGGCACAGUUAAGGAUUUGGUGAAAGAUGUCCUUGAAGGGGGGAACUCUUUGGUUUUCACGUACGGAGUCACCAACGCUGGAAAGACCUUCACAUUCCUAGGUCCAGAUGCGGAUGCUGGUAUCCUGCCUCGGUCUCUUGAUGUUAUUUUCAGCAGUAUUGAUGAACAGAUUUUCACUGGGAUGAGCAUCAAACCUCACCGGUGCCAAGAGUUCACCAGGCUCUCCAGGGAGCAGCAAGCAGAGGAGGUGUUGUUCAAGAGAAACCUCUUCGGGCAACUGAAAGAGAGUGAGAAGAGCAGUGCCAGCCUGUUGAACUCCACCAAUAAGACGCUCCUCGAAGAUGCUUCCAUGCUCAGCACGACUGUUGCGGCAGAGGACAAAAUCAGCCUUGAGGUGGAAACGCACACCAAGUUCUCUGUUUGGGUUUCUUUCUGUGAAAUCUACAAUGAAAACAUUCAUGACCUCCUGGAGGUUUUACCCAGCGGGGCCUUGAGGAGGACUGCACUGCGCCUGUCACAGGAUGUCAAGGGCAACGGGUUUGUCAAAGAUCUGCGUUGGGUUCAGGUGAAUAGUGCAGAAGAGGCUUACAAGGUGAUGAAGCUGGGCAAGAGGAACCAGAGCUUCUCCUGCACCCGGCUCAACCAGCUCUCUAGCAGGAGCCACAGUAUUUUCUCCAUUCGCAUAUUGAGGAUUGAGGACAUUGCGACUCCAAGGGUCCACACAGUCAGCGAGUUGAGUCUGUGUGACCUGGCUGGCUCUGAGCGAUGCGCCAAGACCCUGAAUAAAGGAGAGCGUCUGAAAGAAGCUGGAAACAUAAACACCUCACUGCUCAUCCUAGGAAAAUGCAUCAACGCACUAAGACACAAUCAGCAAGCCAAGCUGCUUCAGCAUGUGCCCUUCAGGGAAAGCAAGCUGACCCACUACCUGCAGGGCUUUUUCUGCGGUCGAGGUAAAGCCUGUAUGAUCGUCAACAUCAACCAGUGUGCCUCCAUGUAUGACGAGACUCUCAACGUCCUCAAGUUCUCUGCUGUGGCACAAAAGGUUGUGGUUCUGUCCACCAGGAUUGUUCCCAUCAUGCCACAGAGGUCCACCAGUGAGGUAUCCUUUAUCAGUAGCAAUGCUGAGAGGAAGGCUCAUGGCAGCAGCAAGAGGAGCUCCCUGAUUGGCUGGGAUACCAGCCUAGAGGAUGUACAGGAGGAUGAUGAUGAUGAUGAGCACGAGGAAGAACACAGCCUGAUGGAGAGUACAAUGGAUCAGACUGACAACAAAGACGACGGCGAUGAAAAUGAUGAUCAAACACACCAGAGCCAGGCGGUGCUGUUGAAACAGCUGCAGAUACAGCUGAAGAAGGAGCGGGCGGAGAACCUGCUCUUGGAGGCACGAGUCAGAGAGGAAAUCAGCAGAGAGUUCUCAGAGCUCUUCUCUGAGAUGCAGAGUGACUACAAAGAACGCCUAGUGAGGGAGAGAGAAAUCCUGGAGGAGCGAGCAGAGAGGAGGCUGGAGAUCUUCAAGAACCUCAUAGAUAAAAUGGGUACUGCUGCACCCGGUCCAGAUGCACAGGCCAUGGACAAAUCUCUGGACUCCUACUCCUCUGAAUUGGCAGGCAUAAAGAUGGCCGCUGAGGCUGCUCAUAAAUGUCUGGGUUCAGGCCGAGCAGGAGCUCAGGGCGACCGCAGAGACGCUGUAGAGGAGCUGGAGAGGAAAGUGCUGGAACUGAAUGAGCACCAGCGGAAAGUCCAAGUGCAGAUUGCUCACAAACACAAUGGUGAAGCCAAUGAUGUCAACAAUGAGGAGAAAACAAGGCUUCUCUGUCAGCUCCAGCUGAAGUCAUCAGAGGUUGCCCAGCUGGAGAGAAAAGGUGGAGACCUGCAGAGUUCGGCAGGAAGAGGCUCAGAGGGCCGCUCGUUGCUGGUGGAGGAGGGGGGUUCAUGUAAGAGAGAGCAGCUGCAGGAGGCGCUGGCUGCCCUUGAGAAGGAGAAGAAAGGCCGAGAAGACGCCCUUGCAGCUUUGGAGUAUCAGACUAUGGGAAAAGAGGAGGCACUGGCAUCCUUGGAGGAGGAAAGGAAAGCAAGGGAGGAGUCCCUUGCCACAAUAGCAGAACUGAAGAGAAGCAAAGAGGAGGUGCUAGCAUCCCUCAGAGAAGAGAGAGAAGGCAAGGAGGAAGCCAUAGUGGCCCUUGAAGCUGAAAGGAGAACCAAGGAGGAAGCAGUUGCAGCUCUUGCAGAAGGGAAGCAAAGCAGAGAGAAUAUACUUGCAGCUCUCAGUGAGGAGCGUAGUGGCAAAGAGGCGGCUCAGGAGAUGAACACUAAGCAGAUCAGCAGGCUGGUUGAGGAGAGAGAAAAGAGUCAACAGGAGGGUGAUGCGCUCCGACAAGAAGUCAGAGAGCUGACUGCCAAACUAGAGGCCACAGAGCGCAAGGUGACCACUGAGAUGCAGAGAGCUGAACAAGCGUUGGUCCAACUCCAAACUGCUCAGGCACAACUGGACGAACUCUCCAAGGAGAUGCAGGAGAAAACUACCCAGAUCCACACCCUGACGCAUGAAGUUCAAAGCCUUACGCAGGAGGUGCAGCCUUCAGCAUUAUCAUGUGGUGGUGACAAUGAUCAGCUGAGAGAGGAAGUGUCAGAGCUGAGGAAGAAUCUGGAUGAGGAAAAGGAGACAAAUGAGAGCAAGCACAGACAAAUCAUGGAGCUGCAGCAUGAGCUAGCUCAGGCAAAAGAACAGCUGGCACACAAACAGCUGAUCUCUGACCAGCAGCUGGAACAGCUGAAUCAUCAAGAAGCAGCUUUGAAGCAGCAAGUUGAAGAGCUGAGAACAAAGCUCCAGGAGCAAGAAAAUAUAUCCCACCAGCGCCUGGAUGAGCUCAGAUCCAAGCUGGAAUGCCAAGAACGUGCUUCUAGAGAGGAAGUAGAACAGCUGAAAACAAAGUUCGAAGAACAAACACAGGACUCAAAAAAGCAGGUAGAGGAGCUCAAUGAGAAGCUGCAUGAGCAAGAAGCGAUAUCACAACAGCAAUUGGACGAGUUAAAACGCAACCUAAGUGAACAAAAAGUUACCUCUGGUAAACUUUUAGAUGAUCUUAAGCAAAAGCUCAGUGAGCAGGAGCGAACUGCAGAGCUGCUGAGGGCAGAAAUGGAAGAAGCUCGGUGUAAAGGUUCAAAUAGUUCCUCCAGCUCUGCUGCUGAAGAAGAAGAGUUCAAGAGGUUGAAUGCUGAUCUUCAGAAUGAAGUUGCAUCCCUGAGGGCAAAGGUUACAAACAUGGAACAAACAAAGGAGUCUCCAAGCAAAAUUGAAGCUCAGCUAGCUGCUGAAAAAGACGAGAAAAUGCUAAAUGAAAAGGACAGACAGGUGGAGGAGAAGCUAGCAGACAUGGAGAAAGCGUCAGCAGAGAGAGACGCAGAGCUAAAGAAAAAGCUGCUGGAAAAGGAGGCCCAGGUGACAUCUCUGCAGAAGAGCCUACAGGAGGCACAGGAGCGGAGGGAGGAGGAGGAAAGCCAAGCAGUCCAGGAGGCCCGGCGCAGGGAGGUGGAAAGACGCAGAGAGCUACUGGCUGUGGCGCAUGAAGCCAUCGCUCAGAAGGAUGCAGAGCUGGAGAAGAAAGCUGAGGAAAUUAGCAGACUGAAGGAGAAUGCCAAACAGGACGCAGAGAAAGCCAAGAGCCUCAGCCUCGACCUGCAGAGGAAAGAUGACGACACUUCAGACCUCAGAGAGAAACUAGCCGAUUACAAGAAGCAGAUCCAGCAGGUUCAGAAGGAGAUCUCGUCCAUGAGAGAAGAGGAAAAGGCUUUGAAGCAGAAGCUUUCUGACGUGGAGAAAGUGAAGAAGCAGCUUCAGUCUGACCUUGCCAACAGAGAUAGAACCAUCCAGCAGCUCAGAGUGGAGCAAUCAUCUGACGCAAAGUCUGACCAGACAUUCCAGCUCUACCAGAAGGCCUGUAAAGACCUUGAAGCCAAGGAGCGUGUGAUGGAGGACAUGCGUUUGGCUCUGACGGAGCAGGAGGAGACGCAGGACCAGAUGGAGCAGGUGUUGGAGGAGAAAGUUGACCUCAUUCAGGAGCUCUCCAGUGAGGUGGAUAAUUUGAAAGGGAUGUUGUUGCAGCAGAACCGUGCAAACAACACGCCCCUUCAAGUCGACAAUCCAUCCGAUGACCUUAAAGUGGCCAGACAGGAAGCUGCUCAAGCUCAGGACAGCUUGAAGCUGGUUGCAGAUAAACAUCAAGCAGAACGUAAAAAGUGGCUGGAGGAGAAGCUGUCCCUGAUUGGCAUAGCUAAAGAGGCGGAGGACAAGAGGAACCAGGAAAUGAGGAAGUUUGUCGAAGACAGAGAGCGCUACACUCGGCAGCAGAGUCAGCUGGAUUCCUUGUCAUCCCAGCUGGCUGAGAAGGAGCAGACCAUGGAGAAGUGGAGGAAGGAGAGAGACUCUCUGGUUUCAGCGUUGGAGGUCCAGUUGCAGAAACUUCUUUCAAGCCAAGCCGAGAAAGACAAACUUAUCCAGCAGCUACGCCAAAAUAACACACCGCCACCACAAGAGAGUGUUGAUGGUGGUGUGAGCGUGGCAGAGUUGCAGGCUUCUCUGUCUCAGAGAGAGACGGAGAUCCUGCGACUGAAGGACGAGCUCAAGGCAUCAAAAGCCAGACAGGAGGACGCACAGAGUAAAAGCAACCAGAGCCCUGCUACAGCGGUUGAGACACCCCAGAGUGAGACCGUUAACAGGAUGUCAGGAAGAGGGAGGCAAACCAGAGCGUCAGUCAGCAGUCAGGGCUCCGCUGGCUUUCCGUCAGUGCUCGACUCGUCUGAGAUUUCCACAGAGAACGGCAGGACAAGCCGCUUCCCCCGGCCGGAGCUGGAAAUCUCCUUCAGCCCGCUGCAGCCAAAUCGAAUGGCUCUGCGACGUCAAGGAGAGGAGAACGCUGUCACCGUCAAAAUCACCCGUUCAGCACGCAAGAGGAAGAGUGGAGAGAUGGAGAAGGAUGAGGUGGAGGCACAGAACAGACGGAACACGAAGACCAAACUGACGCCAAAGCUGACCCCACACCAAGAGGAGAUCUCCUCCUCAGCAGGCCGCCAGGACUCCCAGAGCAGCAUCCGCAGCAGAAAGGAAGGAACGCUGCAGAAGAUCGGAGAGUUCCUGCAGAGCUCGCCCACGCUGCUUGGCACUAAAGCCAAGAAGAUGAUGAGUCUGGUCGGCGGUCGGGGUGAUGCAGACUCAGCAGCCUCCUCUUCACCCCUCAGCCUGAGAGCCAAGAAGAACAAAAGGAAACUCUACAGGCCUGAAAUCUCCUCGCCCAUGGACAUGCCCUCACACCCAAUCAUCAGCAGAGAGCCAGAGGAGAAAGAGAGCGACCACCAGAUCAUUAAGAGGCGCCUUCGCUCCAGGAUGGCCAAAUAAUUAGCCUUCAGAUUGAACUGUAUAAUCCUUUUAUUUUAUUUUAUUUUUUGCUUACCCCGAGUUUAGAAAUGAAGGAAGCACUGAAUGUUUUUCUGUCCUGAUGGCUGAAGAGUUCUGAAGCAUGUCUUCUAGGUGAUCCUAUUUAAUUUGAAAUCCUCAAUAUGUAACUGUUCAAAUAGACAUUUAGAGUAAAGUCACUAAUUAAACAGUUAUUAACGUUGAAAAAGUGUCAGUUCAAGAAAUGGUUCAGCUUUUUGGAAAGUAUAGUUAUUUACUUUUGUGCAGGAGAGCCGCAUCGAGACGCUGAUCGAGUCUCUGUGACCUCACAUGUUCAGCGCGGUUUAUUUUGGAAGGUGACCAGGUGCUCUACGUCGGACUUCCUGUCUGGGCCUGAGUGUCAGAUGAGAAGAUGAAUACUCCUCGUGUCUGCACGCGUUCAUCACGCAGCUCUGAAGCUCGUCAGCGGAAAUCUGCCUCUAAAAAAAAGAAACCAUCCAUUCCAUUCAGGCUGCUUCCAGUCUAAAUGCAAAGACACAAGUGGUGUUGAUCUCAUCUUACUUUCCAAAAUGACAGCAAAUAAGUGCAUUUUCCCAAAAAUGUUGAGCUCAUAUAUAAUUUAAUCAACAGGUGUCGAUUCGUCACUCUAGUUUAAUCUCUGAGUGAAGCUACUUUGUAACUCCUGUAGCCGCAUAUAUAUAUUUUAAAUGGUAAGCACUCUAGAUUUGUAUAUCUUUACACUACACUUUAUAGAAAACAGAUGCAUAUUAUUUUUUUCUUACCUUCCUGUGCAAUUUUAGUUUUUUGUGAGAGAAACUUCUGGACCGUGUCGGAGUUUGUGUUUUUGUCCACUUUUAACGAGCGAGAUAACAAAUUGUUGUCAUUGUUCACGCGUCUGGUCGAGACGAGCAGAGGCGACACAAAACGAUUUACUUUCUGAGAGUUGGAUCAACAAAGCUGCUAAUCGAGCGUUGAACAAGUCUGACAUUGUUCUAAGCAACUUUCCGUGUGGAACCGUUCAGAGGAGUCAGAUAAACUCACUCCGCACUUUAUCUGUCUGCCGACAAGUUUAAAAAAAGAGCACAGUGUGACACUAAGGCUCCAUAAUGCAGGAGAACAUCAGUCUGAUGGUUCUGCCGCUGUUCCUUCAUGACUGCAUGAAGGUGUUUGUCUCUGCCUGCAGUUGAAGUUGAAGCCACUAUAUUGUGUUCAGAUGAAGGACUGCUGACUUUUUCUUUCCUUUUGUACAGAAACAUUUUCUAAAAGGUUGUCGUUUGAUUUUCCUCUUGUUUUAUUGUCUUAAAUUGUGCAAUUUUCUAUAUUUUCACCCUUUUGUGAAAAAAUACAUACUUACAUACAAUCA
Acanthopagrus latus (yellowfin seabream) is the source of this 7358-nucleotide messenger RNA. RefSeq names its product kinesin-like protein KIF20B. The coding region runs from base 245 to 5998 and encodes 1917 amino acids. Gene Ontology annotation, molecular function: plus-end-directed microtubule motor activity; ATP binding; microtubule binding. Gene Ontology annotation, cellular component: spindle microtubule; nucleus. The record is from RefSeq and is a predicted model, not a curated record. Gene Ontology annotation, biological process: microtubule-based movement; mitotic spindle assembly. Lineage: Eukaryota; Metazoa; Chordata; Actinopteri; Spariformes; Sparidae. The transcript is spliced from 35 exons.